This is a messenger RNA of Rhopilema esculentum, 605 nucleotides long. RefSeq names its product TIM double twin CX3C motif protein. The record is from RefSeq and is a predicted model, not a curated record. Lineage: Eukaryota; Metazoa; Cnidaria; Scyphozoa; Rhizostomeae; Rhizostomatidae. Gene Ontology annotation, cellular component: cytoplasm.
UCAUUUUCAUAAACGAUAACGAGACUGCUCACAUUCUAUCUUUCAAAAUGGCGUCGGAAGCCCAAGCAAAGGUCCAACAAGCCGUGGAACAAAUGCUAAGUGAUGUUGAGCGUCAAAGACUCAGGCCACUACUGGCACAGUCUCAUAUGUGUGCAGCUAGAUGUUAUUCAAACAAAAUAUCUGGAAAAGAGUCAUUAGAGCAAUGCACACAGCAGUGUUUUCACCCUGUUCAACAGGUUCAGGAAUUUAUUGGAAAAGAGCUAGGAAAUUUUCAGGACCGUCUUGGAAGAUGUGCAAGACAGUGUCAGGACGAGGUACAGGAUAAAGUUGAUUCAAGCACAACACAUGCUGAAGUGACUUCAUUGCAACAAGAGCUAGACACCUGUGUAGUUAAGUGUUGUAACACACAUGUAGACAUGGUUCCUAGGAUAAUGGGAAGAAUAAAAGAACUUUUGGAACAAUUUAACAAUGAUAAUGACAAAUGACAUUAAGUCUGCUAUUGUAGAGAAUUUGUUUGAAAUUUAGUGUAUUUGAUCCAAAAUCAAUUUUGAGCAUCCACAGAUGAUGUUAUUGUGUAUGUUGAUAAUGAGAAUGAUUUUGUUUUA